AUGUCGCAACUAGCCAAGCGUAAUGCGGAUGCUGCCUUUGAAGACAUUGCAGCUGACAGCCCUCACUCACGAAAGCGCCAGAGAAAAAGAAAGAAUCGGAAAAGCGAGGACAAGGCCUCAAAACAGCCAGAGACUGAGUCCUCCCCUGCUGCAGUCUCGCCAGCGAAGCCCAUCAAGAAGCAAUCUGCGAUACCACAAGAAGAAAUCUCAAACCCAGUACACCAAUCAAAACCGACCAACGAAGUCACCAAACCAUCAAAGCCUCGCACGACAGGUUUGACGAAAGAGCCGACUGCUUCGGACAAUGGCUUAUCCGGUUUGGGAGCAUCUACGGCAGAUGACAAGAAGGCUCUCAUCAAGAAAAAGAAGAAAGGGCAGCAGAAGUCCUCACAGCUUGAAAAGAGAAAACCCAGACAGCCAGAUGGGGAUAACAAUGCCUGGUCUCUAUCUUCAAGUACAGGAGGCGUGUUUAUUGGCCAAGAUCCUCUCUUGACAGAAGACGACCAGUACCUGAUCCUUCCGACACACUCCGAGAUUCAAGUUUAUUCUACUCAAACUUCGCUCCUAGUCAGGAGUUUCCGAGUCGACAACAAGUCCGAUAUCACAAGCUGUGCUUUCUCCAAUGCUGAUCCAAAGAAAGUGUACGUUGCAAAUUCACGAGGCCUGCUUUCCCUAUGGGAUUGGACAACAGGGAAACGAUUGAGCCGUCAAGACACCGGGCGAGGACUGCAGCAAGUGUUGCCCUUGACAUCGCAGGACGACAAGGAGACAAUACUCGUUCUCCAAGAGGGGCAAAAGAACAAAACCGCCGUUGUUUUUGCUGUUGACUCAUCUACCCAUCAGUUGAAGGAGAUACAACCGGUGCUUCGCCGGGCUGAUCUUGUAUCUAACAUAAGGUCGUUGGCCGACGGCAGUGUGUUGGUUGCUUGCGCGGAUGACAAGCUGUUAGUGGGACAGUCUCAAAUCGGGUCGGAUGGGAAGCUUACUCUGGAUUAUACUUGGAGAGAAGUGUCAGUGUCUGCUCCCAUCUUGAGCUUCGAUGCUCAGAUCAACGUGGGCAAGUCGAAGAGCGGUAGAAAAGUGCCCUUUCUGGAUGUGGUACUCGGCCUGAACAGCGGAGUCAUCGUUCACUAUGAAGAUCUGCUCUUCAAGCUCAUUGGGAAGGAGAAAAAGAACUCGACAGACGAUAUAUUGGGCCGUAAACUCCACUGGCAUCGGACAGGGGUCAAUUCAGUGAAAUGGUCUCGUGAUCGCAACUACAUUAUUUCCGGGGGGAACGAAACUGUGCUCGUCAUCUGGCAGUUGGACACGAAUCAGAGGCAAUAUUUGCCUCAUCUGUCGACACCCAUUCUUGGUCUGACCGUUUCAGCUACCGGCUCAGCAUAUGCAUUACGGCUGGGAGACAAUUCCGUCAUGGUCCUGUCAACGGCGGAUCUGCUACCGUUCUCGAGCGUCAGUGGUCUGGCAUUGGGAGACGGCCAGUCAACUUCGUCUACAAUGGUACUACAUCCGAAUAAUGCAAAUCAACUGGUGGCUGCGGUCACUGCCAAUGCCGUCACACACGGGUCUCGCCCAGCAAAAAGCACAACCCUUCUUCAAGUUUACGAUCUUCAAUCGAACCUUCAACUCAGCCGCCAGGCUCUGUCGAGGAACAUGAUAACGGCCCAAAACGUGGCCCCUACUGGCGAGACAGUCAAGGAACCCAGUGUGACCCAUGUUGCUAUCAGUCAAGACGGAACAUGGUUGGCAACAGUUGACGAAUGGCACCCAAACGAGCAAGAUCUCCAGCCAGUGUACAUCGAUGCAGAUGUUGCCACGACACGAGGUCUUGCUGUCGAAACGACACUCAAGUUCUGGCACUGGAAUGCGGACGACAAGAUCUGGGAGCUGGUCACUCGAGUGGAUGAACCCCACAAGCCAGGUCUUCAUUCUGUCCUUGGUCUGAGCGUCAAUCCGACCAAACUCGAAGUUUCUACCAUCGGAUCAGAUGCUUCCAUCCGGAUCUGGACCCCUAAAGCGCGACAUCGGAAUGGUGUCGCCGUGAAGAACAAGUCCAAUGAGCAGUUGUAUACCUGGGCGAGCUCGAGGACAAUCAAGUGCGACUCGGAAGGGCAGGGCCUAGCUGAGCCCGCAACGUCUGCAGUACUUGUGUAUUCCGAGGACGGGUCGGUGCAAGCGGCCUCGUGGUCUGGGCCCGCCUCAGCACCUCGGUAUGUCCACCUGAUCGAUCCUGCGACAGGACAUAUCUGCGUUUCCCAACCCGAUCUUCUAUCGCCCGGGGACGGGAAACUCGCCUUUGCUGGCCGUUAUCUUCUAUGCCUCUCGCAGACCUUUAAUGUUCUCGACACUCUAACCACUCAACUUGUCGCCAGCAUCACUCUCGAUCCCAACUACGUCGCACCAAGUAGUCAAAGCCCAAGCCUGCUCGCGACAAAUAAACUGGACGGGACGGUUGCUAUCAGCAUUUCACGCUCCGACAAGCCUCGAUCCACCAAACUGCUUGUUUUGAGUCUUCGCACCGGGGAGCUGGAGCCCCUGUUCGAGACUUCGUUCACUGGCUGUCCAAAAGGAUUGCUCGCGCUGACAACGACGCCCGGGUAUUUGGUGGUUGACGACAAGAACCGCCACCGCUCAUUGAGACCCGCGGGUGCAUGGACGGCCAUUCACGCGGCUUCGGUGGACAUGCAGCAGUCUGACGAAGCCACCAGGAGCCUCGACAGUAUUUUCGGCCAAGGCCCUACAAAUACGACGACGGAAGUGGCUCGACCAGGUGCAGAGCCGAGAGGACUGCUGGAAAGUGCAGACCCGACCUCUGGUGCUGCAAGCUUAGACACCGUGCUAAACAUUGUAUCCUCGGCUCAGGCGCCAACCCCAGCAGAGCUGUUCCAGAGAGUCGUGGGAGUAUUGGCACGGGCAUGA
Messenger RNA from Capronia epimyces CBS 606.96, 2919 nucleotides. RefSeq lists its product as uncharacterized. Gene Ontology annotation, biological process: positive regulation of transcription by RNA polymerase I; positive regulation of rRNA processing. Gene Ontology annotation, cellular component: nucleolus. The record is from RefSeq and is a predicted model, not a curated record. The transcript has a single exon. The coding region runs from base 1 to 2919 and encodes 972 amino acids. Gene Ontology annotation, molecular function: protein binding; RNA binding. Lineage: Eukaryota; Fungi; Ascomycota; Eurotiomycetes; Chaetothyriales; Herpotrichiellaceae.